AUGUCUUUCGGCUGGUCUGCCGGAGACAUUGUCGCAGCUCUCCAACUGCUUAACAAAGUCCGCAUCGCUUUGAAAGACUCUGGAGGCUCCAAGACCGACUAUCAGGAUGCUACAUCAUUCCUUGACGAGUUGUCGACUACACUCCGCACUCUCGACAGCAUCCAGAUUACCUCUCCACACCCAGAGCUUCUGCAAGAUAUCAGCGACCACGUUGAACGUCUGCGAAAAGAGAUUGAUAUGUUUCUGAAGACCUUACAGAAUGACUAUGGGGGUUCACUUGGACCUUUCUCUACAUCCAGCAAACCCACAAUGUUACAACGCAAAAUCCAGUAUGGAAUGUCAACCUCGAAGAGGGUCCAAAGUCUACGCGCAAAGAUUGGCCCCGAGUUAUCAACGCUACAGAUUAAAUUAAUGAACCAGAUGUUGCUUGUUUUUGCCAAAUUACCAUCUGAUAUUCAGCGUCAGAUGGAACAUACCACGAAAGCGGCAUUGGAAUCGUACAGCCGCAACCCAGAAAUUAGAGCCAUUCUACAGACUUUCGAAUCCCAAGGAAUGAAGCUAGAUGGCUGCCUUGAACGAACUUUCGAGAUUCUGUGCAAUCUCGAAGUUGUGAGCACCGAGAUUCGGACACGAGACCGGCAGCAGGGGCAAGUACCUUCAGACCAACCGGAAUCACGGCCAUUGGCAGCACCAAAUACCCGAGAUAUCAUAGCCGAGGAUUGCCUUGAUAUGGAUGCUUUGUCUUCAAUCCUACAGGGCGGCCAGCAAGUCGCGGUUGGACUGAUCAGCAUUUUGAGAGCCGUGGUGUAA
This is a messenger RNA of Colletotrichum costaricense, 810 nucleotides long. RefSeq lists its product as uncharacterized. Bases 1 to 810 code for a protein of 269 amino acids. The transcript is spliced from 2 exons. Lineage: Eukaryota; Fungi; Ascomycota; Sordariomycetes; Glomerellales; Glomerellaceae. The record is from RefSeq and is a predicted model, not a curated record.